Messenger RNA from Apis cerana (Asiatic honeybee), 3072 nucleotides. RefSeq lists its product as uncharacterized. Gene Ontology annotation, molecular function: odorant binding; olfactory receptor activity. Gene Ontology annotation, biological process: sensory perception of smell; detection of chemical stimulus involved in sensory perception of smell. NCBI's taxonomy places the organism in Eukaryota, Metazoa, Arthropoda, Insecta, Hymenoptera, Apidae. Gene Ontology annotation, cellular component: plasma membrane. The record is from RefSeq and is a predicted model, not a curated record.
CUUCUUCUAUGAGAAAAUAGUUCUUCGCAUUUCUUCAUUGUCUAACUACUUGAUGAAUAAAUAUUAAAUGUAAAAUAAAAAACACACACUAGUUUUCGAAGCAAAUGAGCUUUUUUAUUAUUUAUAUCAAAAUAUAAUAACAACAAAGUGUCUACAAUGUAACAACUUUCGACGAAAUUUUCUUGAUAACGCGCACUUGAUAUAGAAAUGGUAACAUCCUGAAAGAUAGAUAGUUAAGUGAUUAUAGCUGAAUAAAUGAUGAUUCGAAAAAUACAACGCGCAACUAUGUGGAAAAUGAAAAGGAAGGAGAAGUUACAUUGUAUUCAAGUAUGAUACUUAAGUAUGAUCGAUUGACGAUUUCUUAUACCGUGCUGAAGAAAAUGAAGACAACAUCGAACAAAGACUUCGCUUACGCUAUGACCCCGUUGAAGUUCUUGUCAUGGCCUUUGGGUACCUGGCCGCUUCAGGUGUUCAAUACAUUCUCGAUCAUACGUGCCAUGUUUUCAACUUUUUUUGUGCUGCUAAUGCUAGCGAUCCUACAAGUGGAAUUAUAUUUGGACAGAAGCAACGCGGAAAAUAAUCUGGAUGCUCUAGUAUUAAUCAAUGGUGGCAUUUUGGCAGUGGCAAAGGUAAUGUGUUUUCAUGUAUGGCCCAUAGGACUCAACUCCAAUUUUACUUCUGCGGUUAAGGAUUACAACGAAUUAAACAGUGAAGAAAACCGAGUGAUUGUGCGCCGACACGCUUACAUGGGUAGAGUAGCGUGAGCCAGUUUAAUAUUUAGCUCGUAUGUUGCCUCCACGCUUUUCAUGACUGUGCCUAUGUUUGCUGGGGAUGAAGAAGAAAUGAUUAAUGUAACGGAAGAAAGUGCAAUAAAAUAUCCUAUGCCAUCUGAAAAUACACUAACACUUAUAAAUAUGCCGGAAAAUAUGUAUUUUGUGAUUUUUAUUGUAGAAUAUUUAAUGUUGCUACUUACGAGUACUGGAAAUCUAGGUAGUGAUUCAUUGUUUUUUGGUAUUGCCUUUCAUUUGUGCGGUCAAGUGGAAAUUUUGAAACUAGAAUAUAAUAAAUUGUCCAACGAGAACGAAAAAACAACGAAACAUAUUACUUUAUUAACCAAGAGGCAUAUUUAUUUGCUGAAACUAAGCGACAUGUUAAAUGAAACAAUUAGCUCUAUUUUGAUCGUACAACUAUUUUCAAGUUGUGUGCUUAUAUGUACAACCGGAUUUGAAUUUAUUCUCGCUUUAAGUAUUGGAAAUAUCGUUAUGACAAUAAAAACGUUUAUAGUAAUAUGUGUACUAUUGAUACAAUUAUUCGCAUAUAGUUACGUGGGUGAAUAUUUAAAAACUCAAACUGAAGAUCUUGGUAAUUCGGUAUACUUCUGUACUUGGUACGAUAUGCCAAAAAAUGUGUCACAAAACAUUAUUUUUAUCAUUAUGAGAGCUCAACAUCCUGUUCUCUUGACGGCUGGGAAAUUCUUUGUUGUCAAUAUGGAAACGUAUAUGAGUAUUUUAAAAACUUCGAUGUCGUAUCUUUCAGUUCUCCGAGUGAUGCUUACAUCUUCUAAAAAAAUGAAGACAACAUCGAAUAAAGACUUCACUUACGCUAUGACUCUGUUGAAAUUCCUGUCAUGGCCCGUAGGAACUUGGCCUUUUCAAGUGUACGAUACAUUUUCACUUACACGUACCAUAUUUUCAAUUUCACUUUUGUUGCUUAUGAUAGCAAUCGUGCAAGUGGAAUUAUAUUUGGACAGAAGCAACGCGGAAAAUAACCUAGAUGCUCUUCUAUUAAUUAAUUGCGGCAUUUUGGCAGUGGCAAAAGUGAUGAGUUUUCGUGUACGUUCUACAGGACUUGUAUCCAAUUUUAUUUCUGCGGUUAAGGAUUACAACGAAUCAAACGAUGAAGAAAAUCGUGUGAUUAUGCGUCGGCACGCUUACAUGGGUAGAGUUGCAUGCCUUAGUUUAAUAUCUUGUUCGUAUGUCUGCUCCACGCUUUUCAUAACUGUGCCUAUGCUUGCUGGGGACGAAAUAGAAGUGAUUAAUGUAACCGAAGAAAGUGUAAAAUAUCCAAUUCCAUCUAAAAAUGCAUUGGAAAUUAUAAAUAUGCCUGAUAAUUUGUAUUUUAUGGUUUUCAUCGUAGAAUACAUGAUGCUACUAUUCACGAGUAUUGGGAAUCUAGGUAGUGAUUCAGUGUUUUUCGGUAUUAUUUUUCAUUUGUGCGGUCAAGUGGAGAUUUUGAAACGAGAAUAUAGUAAAAUGUUCAACAAAAACGAAAAAAUAACGGAACAUUUUAUUUUAUUAAUCAAAAGGCACAUUUAUUUGUUAAAUCUGAGUAAAAUACUGAAUGAGACAAUUAGUUCUAUUCUGGUCAUCCAACUUUUUUCAAGCUGUGUUCUUAUAUGUACAACUGGAUUUCAAUUUAUUCUCGCUUUGAGCAUUGGAAAUAUCGUCUUGACGAUAAAAAUACUUAUAAUAAUGUGCGUACUCUUGAUACAACUAUUCGCAUAUAGUUAUGUAGGUGAAUAUUUGAAGACUCAAACUGAAAGCGUCGGUAAUUCGGUGUACUUCUGCACUUGGUAUGAUAUGCCAAAAAAUAUAUCGAAAGAUAUUAUUUUUAUUAUUAUGAAAGCUCAACGUCCAGUUCUCUUAACAGCUGGAAAAAUCUUUGUUGUUAAUAUGGAAACAUAUAUAAGUAUUUUAAAAACUUCGAUGUCGUAUCUUUCAGUUCUCCGAGUGAUGGUAAAUUCUUAAGAUUUUUAUAUUGUAGCAAAUAUUUUAAGAAUAUAAAAGAAUUUAAAAAUUUGUAUUAAUAUAGUAAAUUUAUAUUAGUGAAAUAAAAUAUAAUAAAAUAAAAUAAAUGAUACAUUCUUGGUGAUCCAUUAAUCAAAUAUUCGAAUUUAAAUCAUUUUAGUGUUGAAAAUGUACAGAUAUCAUCUCAGUAGACUGUAAUAAAUGAUUUUCGAAAUGAAUAACAGAUGGCACUGUGAUAGCACUGUGAUGUUAUUUGAUAUAUGGAUAAUACAAAAAACAACAAUAUAGAUCAGCAGUGCCAUCAUGCGGCAUAAAAGAACAUAUA